Spodoptera exigua (beet armyworm) is the source of this 2314-nucleotide messenger RNA. Lineage: Eukaryota; Metazoa; Arthropoda; Insecta; Lepidoptera; Noctuidae. The record is from the annotation of a GenBank genome assembly.
CACAACACUGGCUUACUACGUUCAGAAACUCAAUUGGCAAUAUUCGCAACAAAGAGCAAUUAAUUACAAAAGAAUAUUCCAAUUACUGAUUGGAAUAAAUAUAACAAUACGCGAUUAAUUAAAAGAUUCCAAAACAGACGCACUACUGCUUUGUGAAAGAACGAAAUAUUUUUUUAUUUAAAAUAAUUUUUGCUGAGUUGGCUUGUGCGUCGCGCCGUCAGUCUGCCGUAACGUGGCGGCGCUGCGCUCGUGUGUGUGCUGCAGGAGUGGCUCAGUGGCUUGAACUGUCAUUGUUCAUGUAGUUUUCUGUGAUAAGAAUUACUGUGAAAUUAUAGUUUAGCGAACUAAUUUACUCAAUCACGAUGUCUGCCUCGGGUGAAUUCGGUAAUCCUUUACGCAAGUUUAAGCUGGUUUUCCUGGGGGAACAGAGCGUGGGGAAGACGUCGCUCAUCACUAGGUUCAUGUAUGAUAGCUUUGACAACACUUAUCAGGCAACUAUCGGAAUUGACUUCCUCUCGAAGACUAUGUACUUGGAGGACCGUACGGUCCGGCUUCAGCUCUGGGACACCGCCGGACAGGAGCGGUUCCGAUCUCUCAUACCUUCCUACAUAAGGGACUCCACUGUCGCCGUUGUGGUUUACGAUAUUACCAAUGCAAACUCAUUCCACCAGACAUCGAAAUGGAUCGACGACGUCCGCACGGAGCGUGGCUCUGAUGUGAUCAUCAUGCUGGUGGGCAACAAGACUGACUUGUCGGACAAGCGGCAGGUGUCCACCGAGGACGGGGACAGGAAGGCCAAGGAGCUCAACGUUAUGUUCAUAGAGACCAGCGCUAAAGCAGGAUACAAUGUCAAACAGUUGUUCCGACGGGUAGCGGCCGCGCUGCCCGGCAUGGACUCGGCGGAGAACAAGCCUCCGGAAGACAGUAUCCUUUACCAAAUAACAUAUAUGUUGUGUACAUACGGGCCGGACCGAUACACCGACCGUACGGCAUGCAUUGGUGACUUGUUGCAUGCAAACCUGGGGUCUAAAGUGUCUGCACGAGGUGAUUCUGAGGCAAGCGCCCGGAGACAACAAGGAGCCGGACAGCGGAUGCGCGUGCUAGUGCCUCGCGCCGCCACGCUCGCGCCCAGAGACAGGCGUGCGCGCCCUAUACAUGCACUCGAACAUAAACACUCAUACCUUAUAAUAAAGAAUCAAAUUGCAUCUGAUUCAGAAAUACUAAAAAGUAAAAGCUUCAUCAAUUUCUAUAUUUCCGUUUGCGUGUAGGGCGCAGCGUACGGGUCGCUCGGGCUAGCGACGGAGCGUUUGUACCGAUCUGAUACGUGCUAGCGUGCUUUUGUGUGUUUGUCUACAGUGAUAUUAGAUGUUAAUGUACAUUCAACUAGUUUUCAAAUUAUAAACAAUUAAGGCAUAAUAUUACAUGUGACUGCAAACUGUUUUGUAUAGGCCUUCGUUCAUGGAGUAACUAAAUCUUGCAAGGCCAUAAUGUGUGAGGGACGGGUUGCGUCGCCCCGGUUACGUUAGUGACAGUUUAUUAAUUAAUUAGCAGUUGCAGCAAAGCUUCUUGUGCAUUGACGCUCGUUAGUGCCAUAUAUAACGUGUUCCUGUCAAAGUUAGUUGGUGCAACCCGCCCUGUGUAAGAAUUGCUACUAUUUAGUUGCGAACGCCGCCCCAUAAGUGAAGCUAAAGGCUAGUUGCCUCAGCAAUGAGCUGUGGGCCAGCGUUGGUCUAUGAAUCAAAGGUCUAUGUAAAACAGCGACGUGCUACUUUGACAACGCAUUUACACAAAAGCACUAUGUAUUAGCCGCACUAGGAACAUGAGUACUUAUGUGGGAAUUUAUUUUUACACUUUGUUGCAAUCCGAGGUGACGUAACACGAGGCGUUAACAUCAGCUGAAGGCGUCAUUGGAUCGCAAUGUUGGUGCGAUAAGGAACCAUAUAUCAUUAAUUGCCUUACUCAAGCAAUAACAAUAUUGUAUAAACUUUACCUAGGCACAGAAUGAAAUUCCCAUAUUAUUUUAUCCCUUUGAUACUAUUAUGAUUAUAUAAAAUAUAUUCUAAGCAAGUUUUAUAUUUAAGUUCGUAUGAGACUGAGACUGCAUGCACGCCUACAUUCACUAUGAAAGCUUUCGAUAGUUUGGGUAGCAAGCAGGACUUCUUAUGCGAUACUGAACUGACAAGAAUAUUGUUACUAAGAGAGAAUUAAAGUGUUUAUUGCGAUCGGUAGAUCGGGCAGUUGUUAUCGUAGCGCUAAUAGAAAUGUCACGCCAAUUUUUUGGACAACAGUAUAUCAGAACAUCUAAUAAAAAAAA